AUGUCCACUACGUACAUCUUCCCCGAUGGGAUCUUACCCAAUAUAAAAGCUGUUGAGAAACUGUAUGGUGGAGAUCUAAGCACCGACUCAAACGUCCUUCCGCCUGCUACUAGUCCUGAACUACUGCCUGGCAAGUACCAGCUACCCCUCCCUCGCCGCCUUCGACUCCCGCCCGGCGUUCUGUACGUCUCCCCCGUGCGGCUCGAAAUCCCAUCGAAUUUUACUGGCAUACGUGUUAUAGCCGCUAUGACAUCGAUCUCUGCCGCACCUAUCCCUAUUGAUACCGCGAAAGAGCUUCAAGCUCGUGAAGCCGAGGCUCAGACUUGUCGUAUCAUGAGGGCAUGUUUUUAG
Messenger RNA from Coprinopsis cinerea okayama7#130, 351 nucleotides. RefSeq lists its product as hypothetical. The record is from RefSeq and is a predicted model, not a curated record. Lineage: Eukaryota; Fungi; Basidiomycota; Agaricomycetes; Agaricales; Psathyrellaceae. The transcript is spliced from 5 exons. Bases 1 to 351 code for a protein of 116 amino acids.